AUGAAAAUAUUAUUAAUAUUUAUAUAUAUAACAGUUUAUUUAUUCAAUAGUAUUAGUUGUCAACAAUUAUAUGCCAAUUUUUUACCAUAUCAAAACUCACAAUGCGAAAAUGAGAGUUUUGGUAUCGGGAUGUCCAUUGCCGUGGGUAACUGUAUUAAUGGAAUAGGUUCGAUGGCCGGAAUAGAAAACGAUUUAAAUUGGUACCUUUUUAUCAAUGCAUUAAGGGUUGGCAUUAAAGAGUUUGAUCCAAUUGACCAAGAUUGCAGUGGUAAUUUUACAAAUUUUUACUCAUUCAAAAACUCAACAUGUACAAUUACACCACCAUUUUUAGGAUAUAUAGCUUCCAAUUACUCUGCUGCUGUUAAAGGUGGAUUACCAUUAAAUCAACAAUACUCCAGAUUUUUUAUAACCAACCAACCUUAUUACGGAUUACCAAAUUCAAUCACCCAGGUUUAUUCAAAAUAUAAAAAUAAUAAUUGUUCCAAUACUAAGAAUUUAUUAUAUUCAAUUUUUAUUUCCGAUUCAUUAGAGAUCCAAUUUAAUCAAAACUCAACAUCACCCACCACAACAACAAUAUCUUCAAUUUCCUAUCAAUGUGAUAGUAAUAACGAUGCAAAUCAAGAUAUAUGUAAAAAUCAAUCAUCAUGUAAUAAUAUUUUAGUAUCAACAAAUUGUAAAGAAAACAACCUUAAAGAAGAAAUUUAUUGUAAAAAUAAUUAA
Dictyostelium purpureum is the source of this 720-nucleotide messenger RNA. RefSeq lists its product as uncharacterized. The transcript has a single exon. The record is from RefSeq and is a predicted model, not a curated record. Lineage: Eukaryota; Evosea; Eumycetozoa; Dictyosteliales; Dictyosteliaceae. The coding region runs from base 1 to 720 and encodes 239 amino acids.